Molecule: messenger RNA, 1821 nt
Organism: Pyrgilauda ruficollis (rufous-necked snowfinch)
Lineage: Eukaryota; Metazoa; Chordata; Aves; Passeriformes; Passeridae
Gene: POLG2
Product: DNA polymerase gamma 2, accessory subunit
Exons: 8
Coding region: 44-1390 (448 amino acids)
Biological process (GO): mitochondrial DNA replication
Cellular component (GO): cytoplasm; mitochondrion
Source: RefSeq, a predicted model, not a curated record
UUCCCCCCCUCCGCUUUCAGCCCCGCCGUGAGGGAGCGGCAAGAUGGCGCUGGGCUCCCGCCAAGGCUGCCGCUGGUGCGGCCGCGCCGCCCUGGCACAGCCGAGGUGGCAGCGAGUCCCGGAGCCGGCCGGGUGCCCGGCGCGGCCGUACUCGGAGGGCGGCGGUGCUUCCGAGGCGGCGGGCGGGGCGGAGCUGCUGGAGGUGUGCUGGCGGCGGCUGUUCCUACGGGGCGGCGCGGGGCCGCUGCCCUGGAGCGCCUACCUGAGCGGCCGCCACCCCGGCUUCGGGCCGCUGGGCGCGGCGCUGCGCGCCAACCUGGCGGCGCAGUGGUGGGACUCGGCGCUGCCCCUGCGGGAGCAGGUGUUCCCCGUGGAUGCCCCGCUCCACGGCCCGCCCGGCGCUCCGCGGGACGCGCAGGGGCUGCGGCUGCUGCACCCGGAGACGCUGCGCGAAGCCCUCCAGGGCUGUGGGCAGGGCCCUGGCGGCUCGGCCCUGGAAGAAGUACUGGGGGCCGCGGGGCUGCUGCGGGAGAGCCUCCUGCCCGGUGUUCUGGCGCAAUAUGUCAGCUGCUUAGAGCUGGUGAACAAAAGACUGCCCUGUGGCCUUGCUCAGAUUGGAGUGUGCUUUCAUUCUGUUCCAGAAAGUGAACAUUCUGUUUCAGGAAAUGAACACAACAAAAACCUUACAAGAAUAGGCGAGAGGACCACGUCUCUGCUUGCCUGGUUUAGUUCUCCCAGAACUUCAGGACAGUGGCUCGAUUACUGGCUACGCCAGAGGCUCCAGUGGUGGAGAAAGUUUGCUGUAGGCCCGUCUAACUUCAGCAGCAGUGACUUUCAGGAUGAAGAAGGCAGAAGAGGAUUUAAGUUACAUUAUAGCUUUCCUUGGGGGACAGAAACAAUAGAAACACUGAAGAACCUUGGUGAUACUGAACUGUUACAGCUGUAUCCAGGAGAGAGAUCUAAAUUACUUGGCCGAGAUGGAAGGAAGAAUGUCAUCCCUCAUGUUCUGUCUGUGAAUGGGAAUCUGGACCGAGGAGUGUUAGCUUAUCUUUUUGAUUCUCUACAGGUAGUUGAGAAUCCAUUAACAGCAAAGAAAAAUUCUCAGAGAAAGGUUUGCCAAGGAUUGUUCAAUGAACUGACAGAAAAUGGAAUUUCUGUAUGGCCCGGUUAUCUGGAAACUGUGCAUGUGUCUCUGGAACAUCUUUAUACAAAGUACGAUGAGAUGAGUAUUCCCUUCAUGGUCUUGAUAAGUGAUGGCACUCUAGAGAAUGGAGUAGUCCAGCUGAGAAGCAGAGACACCACCAUGAAGGAAAUGAUGCACAUUUCCAGGCUGAAGGACUUUUUAAUUAAGCUGAGAUCUGGCACAAGCAGCUGCACAGCACUGAGCUGACCCAGCAGGGCAGUGAGAGCUCUACCUACUGCAUGAACAGGAAGGCAGGUUUGUUUGGAGACAGUUACUCCAUUUGGACAUUUAGAAAUUGGAAACAAUGCCUUUGCUGUUGGUUUGUUGGGAGGUGUUCUUAUUCCCCUUGAAAAGAGGCAUUCACAUUCAUGGCAAAUGUAGAAAUGUGCAAGUUCAGAGCAUUGUGGCUGUCAGGUAAUGUCUUCAUUAUUGUCUGCUUUCUGCAAUUCAAGUACCAAAAUGUCUUAACAUAGGUCAGCUGCCUUGUUGUCACUUCAUAAUUUCAGUUUGAACUGACUUUGGAUCUUCCCAAACUUAAGAAGGAUUGAAUAAAUAACUAAAGUAUUGAACAAUUUUGAAAAGAAUGCAGGAGCUAUGCAAGUUUUAUUUUGCUACAGCUUCAUAUAGCUCACUGUUGC